CUGGAGUUUACUCACAACUCUUGCUGCAAAAUGACAGCCUUCAAGGGAAUAUGGACCAGACAAUUCUGGACUUCAAUGGCUGGGGAAUUCUUAGCUGUCUUUUUGUUUCUGGUUAUUAGCUUGGGAUCCACUGCAAGUAUGAAUCCAGGUGGUAACAGCGACACCCACAUUGCCUUCUGCUUUGGACUGAGUAUCGCUAUACUAAUUCACUGCUUUGGACAUAUAUGUGAAGCUUUCCUGAACCCUGCAGUAGCAGUUGCAAUGAUAUGUACGAGGAAGAUUACAGUGGCCAAAGGACUCUUCUAUAUUCUCAUUCAGUGCUUGGGGGCAAUAGCUGCAACUGGAAUAGUGGCCCUUAUUACCCCAGAAGAAAAAUGGCCAGUGGGUGUCACCAAGGAGAACGCCACUAUCUCGCAUGGUCAGGCUCUUCUGGUGGAAACGCUUAUCACUUUUCAGCUGGUCUUCACAAUUUUUGCUUCUUGCGACAAGAAAAGGAAUGAUAUUAAAGUCCCCAUUCCUCUAAUCAUUGGCUUAUCAGUUACCAUUGGACAUCUUUUUGCAAUUCAGUACACUGGUGCCAGCAUGAACCCAGCACGAUCACUAGGAACGAGUCUUGUGUUUAACCAUUGGGAAAGCCAUUGGAUUUACUGGAUUGGUCCAAUGAUGGGUGGUAUCCUUGCUGCUUUUGUCUAUCAAUAUUUAUUCUGCCCAGAUCCUGAAAUCCAGCUCCAGGCUAGCUUUAAGAGACCUCAGAAUCAAGAGGAAUCCGUUCAGUUAACAGUGGUACCUGGAGGAGAAUGUAACAAGCUGGGAUCUAGUGACAUUUGAGAUUUUGCUAUCUAGUAUACUGCCAUCUUUAU
Nanorana parkeri is the source of this 860-nucleotide messenger RNA. Its product is annotated as aquaporin-4-like. Gene Ontology annotation, molecular function: water channel activity. The record is from RefSeq and is a predicted model, not a curated record. The coding region runs from base 31 to 828 and encodes 265 amino acids. Gene Ontology annotation, cellular component: plasma membrane; basolateral plasma membrane. The transcript has 4 exons. NCBI's taxonomy places the organism in Eukaryota, Metazoa, Chordata, Amphibia, Anura, Dicroglossidae. Gene Ontology annotation, biological process: transmembrane transport.